Molecule: messenger RNA, 15581 nt
Organism: Schistosoma rodhaini
Lineage: Eukaryota; Metazoa; Platyhelminthes; Trematoda; Strigeidida; Schistosomatidae
Source: the annotation of a GenBank genome assembly
AUGAAGAUUGUUGAAGUUAUCAAUGAAAUAAACAAAGACCACGUUGUGUCAGAUGUUGAGAAAAAGCUUUCGCUAAGAUCAGUAUUUAUGCAAGUUUUAGCAGGAGAUUGUAUUACUUUAUGGGAAGAUUUAUAUUCAUUUGUGACUUCAAACGCAGAUUUCGUACGAUCGGUAAAAGAUGAUGCUGAGUUCAGAUACUUUGUCAACCGAUCUAUGAGGAAUCUUCAAUUGUUACUUGGUAAAAAAUCAGGAGAUAUAUCACCUAGCUCAACAAUACGUUUAAGGAAUAUUUUUACCGAACUUUCCGAAAUAUUUUCUCACGUAUUGUCAACAGACUCGAACACGGUUUACGAUACUGAAUCUGUUACUAUUCCACUUUUAUCCUCAUGGCAUCGCGGUGUCAGUAAUUUUCAAAGCAUUUUAUCAUUUGAAGACGGGAAAUCAAUUUCUGUCGAUAAUGGUAAAAUAAAGAGUAUUCAAAGUUCAUUAUUUAGUUUGUUAGAACAGGAAGAUCAUUCAUUGAAAAAUAUUCUACGAAAAAUUCCAUUCGGUAACUCAAAAUACAGAGCACUUAAUGAAUACAUAAAGAAUUUGUCAAGUAAUGCAUCCGAAAUAUCUUCAAAAGGAGUUGAGAAUAUGCGCCCGAACAAUGGUUUUGAUGCAAUCGCCUACUUUUCAGUUUGCAGAGAAAUAGGAGUUUAUGAGUUUAUGUACUUUAUCAGAAAAAAUAUCGAGAGCAGAAAUACAUCACCAUAUGAUUUAGAACCUACUUUAAGACCAAGGAAUGAUGAACCACAUUAUAUAUUCAGUACAUUUGGUAUACUGGUCGCUGCCGGAACCGAACAGGAGCAUUUGAGUCUCACACAAUGGUUUUCAGAAGCAGUUUUAUACGAGGCUUUAAUAAAAAAUCUCACAUUUCGAUAUCUUCCAGCUUGGAAAUCCUUUUUCACUUGGCGUCAAGUUUUGAGAAGAAGGAGAUUCAAGCGGAUAAGUAAUAUUUUAUCAAAUAAUUGUCUACUUGCAAGUCCUGUAUAUGUUCGAUUAUUUCAGGUAGUUCAAAAACUUUUUGAUUCUUUGGAUACUCUGAAAUUCUUUCCAAAUAUCAUGUGUCCAUUGAAUAUGGUGCAAUUUUGUGCUCAGAUUAACCGAAAUGUACGUUACAAUACUAUUUUAAUGUCACAUUUAACAAAUUGUAUAUGUAUUGCAUUAAAAUUUGCAAGAUAUGCCCUCGCUAAACUAAUACGUUAUAAGGAAGAUGAAUUAAACUGGAAUUCUAAAGAAAUAAAUCAAACUACAUCAAUGACUGAAACGUGGAAGAAAAGUUUAAUAGUAAAAAAUAAUUUAGAACAAUUACGUAAACAAUUGAAUAGCUUUCCAAAUGUAUUACACUAUAUACGUUAUCGAUUGGCAAGUUCUCUUUUACACAAAUUUCAAUCAACUAUUCAAAAUUAUAUUUAUAAUGAAUUAAAUUUGAGUAGUAUGGAACAGAGAGAUAUAGAAAAAGAGAAUGUCAAAGAAGAUAUAACUGAGAAGAAUUUUCGUUUAGUUAUUUAUCCUAUUUUAUUAAAACAAUCUGAUAAACAAAGUCAAUUACUUCUUUGGCCAUUACCUUCCACUAUAAUAACCAUUUUCAAUUUGACAUUUGAACAAUUCAAAGAAUCAUUACAUUUAAACAAAACUAUAUCAGAACAUGAAUUGACUCAAAUCUAUUUUAAUGAAGAGAAAGAAAUUGAAAACAUCAGUGAAAUAAUUGACAAUCAAAUUGAUGCAAAUUCUAUCAUUGAAGCAUUUUACAACAAUUCUAGUUCAGUAGAUUUAAAUGAUUCCAAACAUUCAAUGAAUAUUCCAUGGAAUAUAAUUAAUCCAAUUGGUUUAGAAGCAACAAACAUGAAUAUUCGUGAUAUGGUUAAUUGUUAUUUACCAACUUAUGAAGAUUUUGAAAAAGGCCUUAUACCUGAAUAUCAGUCUCAUCAAAAUCAAUCAAUAUUAUCUCGUAUGGAUCUGGACCAAUCUCAUCUUAAUAUUAGUGGUUAUAAUUGCUUCCCCACCAUUGAAAAUGCAUCUCAAAUGGAAUUACAUUCUCUUAUUGAGCGACAAUGUGAAUCUAUGAAACUUUAUGAUUGUUUAAUGAUCUCAUGGAAUAAAAGAAUUUAUGAAAAGACGAAUAACACAAUUCAAUCUUUACAAUGGAUUAUCAAAAUGAAUGAAACAAUAAAUGAGUUAAGUGUACUAUUAAAGAAUGAAGAUUUGCAUAAAGAAUUAUAUAAACAUCAACGCUUAUUUGAAUUAUCUUUUCAAUGGAUCAAUAAUAUAGUAAAUCACAUCAAAUAUGAAAGUCUUUUAAAUGAUCAUGAGGAUAACCGUUUGAAUUGUUUCAUUCUAAUUGACUACAAUCCAUUAUUUAAUUUAUUAUAUCAUGAAAUUAUAGAGAAAUUAAAUAAAUUAUUUUCAAUCUUUAUAACCAUAGUUGACAAUUCAUUGAUAUCAAUCAGUAAUCAAUUAGAUGAUUUUAUUCAAAUACAUGCAAAUAUUCCAUCCGAUUUUAAUGGAUUUAUACAAAUUGUUACCUAUUUAAAUCGUGUACAUAAUGAUUAUGAGAAAUUAUUCAAAGAUCAUGAUAAUCUAUGUCGUCAAGUUGAAUUUCUACAACAUAUUCAAAUGUAUUCAAACAAUUGUAUUGAAUUAAAAUUUAUUCAAUUUAUUAAAUGGUCAAAUUAUGAACAAUUUUUAAUUAAAUGGAAAAAAUUUAUUAAUCAAAUUGAAUGGGCUAGAAAAAAAUUUCAAAGAUAUCAAGAUGAAUUCUAUCAAGUUUAUAAUAAAAAAGUUGAGGAAACUAUUAAAGAAGUUGAACGGUUAGUUCAUUUACUUACAACUGGUAAAUAUUCUGAUGUUAAUAAUGAUGCACAAAUGAUACUCAACGAUAUGAAGGAACCAUAUUGUUAUGUUAUAAAAUUGGAAAGUUUUAUUCAUCAACUUGUGAAUCAAUAUCAAAUUGUUGAAAAAUGUAAAUAUAAUGAAAAACAAUUUGAUAAGGUUAAAAUUAAAAAACUAAAUGUAUCCCCAUCGAAUAAAUCAUUCAUUAAAACAACUAUUACAUCAGAUGAUAAUACAAUUCAUAUUAAAAAAGAUUGUCAUGGUAACUAUUAUAAACCCAAAUAUUUUAAUGAAACAAAUAAUGUCUUAUUAUAUAUUGAUGAUGAAAUGAAGAAAAUCAAUUGUCGAUAUGAUGCAUGGCAACUAAAUUUAAAAAUUGAUACACUUAAACAGGAGUUAUAUAAAUCAAAUUUAGGAGAAAUAUCUUUAAAUAUGUUCAAUGAGAAAUAUCAAAAGCUUGUUUCAUUAUGUAAUAACCUAAGAAAUGAUGACGUAAUCAUUCAAUAUAAUAUGAAAUGGUUGAAUAAAAUGAAAAUAUUGAUAAAACUCUUAAAUUAUAUUUUGGAUACAAAUUUAUUGUCAUUCUCAUCAGACUACUGGAAUCAUUGUUCAAAACUAUUCAAUCUAUCAUCAUUUACUAUAAAUUGGAAACAUUGUACAGUGAAUGAUUUAAUAAAAAAUUCUAAAUAUAAUUUAUUAAAACAAAAAUAUAAAUUAAAAGAAACUUGGCAAAUAUUUCAAUAUUUAUUAUCGAUUCAAAAAAUUAAAACAACCAUUGAAACUCAAUUCAAAUCAUUAAAUAUUCAAUUUAUAUUAAUGAAAUCAAAUUCAUCAUUGAUUAAAUCAGUUCAUUCAUCAUUUCGUAAUGAAUAUAUGAAUCAAAUGAAUCAGGAUACUUCUGGAAGGAAUUCAUCCAGAAAUGAUCAUUGUACAACAGAAAUCCCUUAUCAUCCAUGGAUAUUCUUGAAUAUUGAUAAUUUAAUUGAACAACUAUAUGAAUUAGCAAAUAAACUUCAAAGUUUACUGGAUUCUGAACUUUUGAAUAGAAUAAAACAAAAUGAAACCAUGGAGAAUGAUUCCUAUUUAAUAAAGAAAUUAAAUCAAACAAUCAAUGGAUUAUGUAAUCUGAAAUUAAUACAAAAUUAUUGGUUAUAUUUAUAUCGAUUAAAUUUAUUAAAACAAAAUAAUGAAGAAGGUAAUGAUAGUCAAUUUACUAUAUUAACUAUUAAUUAUGUAAAUUUGGUAAAUGAUCCAUUAUUAAAUGAUCAAUUAAUAUCUAUUCAAUCUAUUGAAUGGGAUAAUAAUGAAUUCAUUCAAUUAAACUGUAUAAAUCUACAAUUAUUUAUUGAGAUUAUGAAUUGUAAAUGGAAUUUAUGGUUAACAUUAAAAGAUGAUCUUUAUGAAAAUGUUAGUAUGUUUGAGAAAUCAAUUGAUGAAAUGUGUGAGACAUUUCCAUUAUUUUGUUUAUUAUCCAAAAUGGAAAGGAUUGAACUCUUAAGUAAUUGGUCCAUUCCAUAUUGUGAUUAUGCAGCUCCAUUGAAAUGUUCUGUUGACGACUUUAUUGAUCCAAAACAAAAUUCUUAUCAGUCUUAUCUAAAUACAAAUUUAACUAAUUGUGGAUUAGUCAAUCUAAAUAAAUGGAUAAAACGCUUAUUUCCAUAUCUAUUAGAUUGUGUAAUGGUAUGGUGCAAAGCAGAGAAAUGUUGGAAGAUUACUGGAGUCAUUAAUGAAUUCCAUCAACAUAUUGAACUAUUAAAUCCACUCAAAUGGAUUCCAUCAAUUAGUCAAUGGUUUAAACAAUUUUAUUCAACUUUACAAUUAACAUUUUUAAAAAUGACAUUGAGUUCUUUGUUAGAAGUUGAAAACAAUCAUAAAUGGAUAAAUGAAUCAAUUAGAGAAAAACAACUGGUACCUAUAAUUAUAUUAGAAUUAACUAUAAGAAUUACUAGUUGGCAACAAUUGGAGAAAAUUAUAAUACAAGAAGAUAAGAGAAAUGAAUUCAUUGAAAUAAUAGAAUACUUCGAAGAACAACUUAACGGCAUUAUUGAACGAAUGAAAACUAUUUCGGUUAGUUAUGAUAAUCAAUUAAGUUCAAGAAUCGAUCAGCUCACAUGCCAAAUAUUGAUUGGAACAAUUUUGGGAUUUAUCUAUUUAGCACAAGAUUUAAGAAAAGAGUCAAAUUUAGAUAAGAAUAAUUUUAUUUGGCAACGGUUAAUUAAAACACAGCUUAUUACUCCAAUAUUAAAUUAUGAAAUAAAUGACUCCUUUUCAAAUGAAUCAAAUGAAUACAAUGAUAUGGCAAUAAUUGGGAUCAAACAAUUUUCAACAAUUCAUCUUUAUAAAUGGGAUAAUCAAAGUUUACUAAUGAAUAAUAAUACAUUAUAUAUACCAUUAUUAAAUACUUCACAAGAAUUAAUUCAACUUGGAUCAACUUUGAAUAAUCAUGAGUUUGGAUUAUUAAUUGGAUCAUUUGGAACUGGUAAACAAACAAUCAUUCGUCAACUUGCUUUUCUACUUGGUCGUCGUCUUAUAGAGUUUUCAUCAAAUAUCUUCCAUGAUAAAUUUGAGAAUAAAUUGAAAAAUGAUAUUCUUAGUUGUACACGAAUUGGAGGUUUAUUUUCAAUAAUGAAUAUGCAUAACUUAAAUUUUGGAGAAUUGGAAAUCGUGCUAAACUGUUUGAAUGAAGUUCGGAAAUGUAAUUUUAUGAGCAACGGUCGGAUUCAAUUUGAAGAUUUUACAAAGAAUCUUCAACAAUCUAUUGAAAACAUAGAUAAAAAUAGUCACAAAUUAAUCACUUAUCAUUGUAAUCAAUACAAUUCUGAUUCACAACAAUGUUUAUUUAAUCAAAAUGUUAGAAUUGAUUGCAGUUUUGGAUUGUUUGGUACAUUUGAUUCUCAAAAAUUUCAAAAUCUUUCAAAAGUACAAAAACUUUCAUUCCGUAAUGUAACCAUUGGACCGCCAAAUUAUUCAUUUAUUAUACAAUGUCUUUUCAAAUAUUAUUUACCGGAAUAUCAAAGUCAUUCAAUAAUCCCUCGACUAGUCAGUCUUUUGAAUAGAUCUUUAACCCAUUUUAAAAAUGAAUCAGAUCCUAAUUACAAACAAAUGAAUAAUUACUAUUUAUCAUUUUCAAUGAUUAUUAAAUCAUUCGAAUUGGCUAAACAAUUUUGGUUAGAAAAAUUGAAUCAUCUUCAAGAGAUACGUCAACGAACUGCACUGAAAUCAUUUAUGAUAUUAAGAAAAGAAGAAGAUCAAUUAGCUGAAGCUGCAAUAAUAUAUGGAUUAACUAAAGUUUAUAGAAUAAAUUUAUCUAUCCAUAGUAUACAAGAUAAUCCUAUAAAGAUUUUAUUUCAAUCUAGCUCAGAUUUUAAUGGGUUAGCAACAAUUGAACAAUGCUUAUCCAUAAACUCUGUAUUACCUUUAAUGUACAAUAAUGAAGAAUUUUUAGAAUGUGAUAAUAGUAUGUAUCCAAAAGUUUCAUGGGAAUUUAUUCAUCGAUUGUUAAGAGAAAUAUAUGUACGUAAUUUGGAAAUAGUCAGUAGUCAGUUAAUAAAGAUCAUUGAAUUAUGGCAGCUAAUAAAUGUAAAUCGUCCAAUUUUAAUUAUUGGCUCAGUUGGAUCAGGUAAAACUACCAUUUUAAAAAUACUUAUUUCUACAAUCAAUUGGUAUCAUUGUACAAAGAGUAAAAAAUGGAAUAAGUAUUUAUCGUCAUUAUCUAAGUCAACAUCAUUAUCAACAGAUACAUCAUCAUCAUUUUCAUCAUCAUCAUCGGCAUCAUCUGAAUUGUCAUCAUCAACACCAACAUUCACAUCAUCAUCAUCAUCAACAUCAUCGUCAUCAUUAUCAAAAAAAUUAAAUUUGCCUCCAGUUUCAAAUGAAGAAAACAAUAACAAUCAGGAAAUAGAUAUUGAUAACUUAAAUUUAAAACAAAAUGUAAAGAUUUUCAAUAUACCAGAUUCAUUGAAUUCAUAUCUGAAUAAAUUUAAUCUUAUAUCAACAAAUUCCCGCUCAAAACAAUUUGAUAUUUAUUAUAAAAUUAUUUCAUUAAAACACUUAUUUCCAUAUUCAAAUGAACAUUUAACAAGUUACUUUUUAAGGGAUAAUAAUAUGACUGAAUUAGAUGUUGAUAUAUCAAAUAUAUUAGAAGAAUGGUUAUUAUUAGAUUUAAGUGAUCAAUCUAUUGAACAUUUAACAUUUUUAAAUGAUGAUAACAUUUUGAAUUUAUUGAAAAUGAUUAAAAAUUUAAAAUUCACCAGAAAAUUGUUCAUAGAAAAGACAACAAUAAAUGAUUUAUCACCAGGUUUCAUUCAUCAAUUUUCAAUAUUAUCAACUGAAAUUAUUAAUAAUAAUGAAUUAAAUUGGUUACAUUUAUGGAGAAUUUGGUGCAAACAAAGUUAUUUAUCAUAUAUGGUUAUCAAUUCUAUAUGGGAUAAAAUUCUUAAUGAAUUAGAUCAUCACAUCCCAUUAGUAUUAGAUCAAACUUGGGAAUUUAUAAAUCAAUGGUGUCAUAAAGAUGAAGAUGAUACUUCUGGCCUAAUAAAUAUAAAAUCCUAUAAGAAUGUAUUCUGUCAACAAAGUAUUAAAAAUUCUUUAGCCUUAAUGUCUGAACUAUUGAAUAAAUACUUUCCAAGAGAAUUAUGGGAAUUACGUAAAAAUAGCAUGAAACCAUCAUCUGUUUGUCAAUCAAAUCUUACAUUAAUUGAUUAUUAUUGGUCGGAAUGGCGAAACAUUGAAGAUCAACCAGUGUUUUAUGAAAUCUUGAUAAGAAAUUUAUUUUUAUUCUCAUUUAUUUGGGGUAUUGGUGGUGGAUUAGCUGGUGAUCCAAGAUUAAAAUCACGAUUUGAAACAAUAAUCUUAAGAAUAUUAAAGGAUUUUAUUAGAUUACCUAAUUCAUUGAAUAUUGAUUCCAUAGACAAUGCAUCAUCAUCAUCACCAUCAUCAUCAACAUUAUCCAUUGAGUCAUAUUAUGCAAAUCAAAUUCAUUCUACAUCAUCAUCUAAUGAAUGGAAUAAUAUUAAUAAUAAUAAUCAUGAACAACAAUGUGAAGAUAUGGAAGAACUUCAAUAUAAUUUGUUCAAUUGUCUUGUUAAUUUAAGAACUGGUUAUUUCACACCAUUUUGGUAUACAGAUUACCCACAAUUACAUUGGCCAGAAGAAUAUGAUAUCAUUAAUCCAAAAGAGAAUAAUUAUCAUACAAAAUCAUUCCUGCCAACAUUAUUUCAUCUUACAGUUCAUUUAUUCACUGGUUCAUUAUUCAUUCAAUCUGGUCGACCAUUAAUAAUUUCUGGUCCAUUUGGUUCAGGCAAAUCACAACUAGCUAUUGCUAUAAGUCAAAAUUCAGAGCAAUCUAAACAAUUAAUUGAUUCAUAUGAUAAUAUGAAGAAAAAGCGUACAAGUUUAGUUCGAAUACAAUCAACUGAUUUUCUACAUAGAAUCAUUUCUAAUUCACAAAAGACUAGCAGUCAAUAUCAAAAACAUACAUCUGAUGAAAAAAUCAAUUUAAUGCAUAAUGUUAUCAUUUUGGAAGAUGUACAUCUGAUUUCCAAAACAGCGGCAACACAACGAAUAUGGAAUCAAGAAUUACGCAAUCAAUUAACUACUUGUAAUUCAUAUCACAAUAAAUUGAAUUACUCUCAAUCAAAAUAUAAUUUUAUUCCAAUCUUAACAUCUUUAGAUGAUAAUCAUCAAACCAUACAGCUACAUUGUCCAACAAAAUUAAAUAGUUUAAUGUAUCAAUUUGCAUAUAUCCAUUUAACAGAUCCUUGUUUAUUAUUUGUAAAAGAGAUGAAUAUCGAUGGAUUUCAUCAUGAACAAAAUAUUUAUGGUUUCAGUCCAAUAAGUUUACUUUGUCAGUCGAUGAUGUGUCAUGGAUUAUCAAGAAUAAGUGGAAUGUUAGUUGAGAGAUUCAGCUGGAUAAUAUGGUAUAUGCAUUGUGCUUUAAUGAAAGAACGUUGUACUUAUGAUAAUACAAAAGUAGAUUGGUUAAUCAUGCAUAAGAUUGCAUAUUCUAUGGGAUACCACUUGAAAAACUAUUAUCCAUGCAAACCAACUAAUGAAAUAACAUUGAAUAGUUCAAUUGUAUCAGAUAAUAUAAAUAGACAUAUUUAUUCAAGAUGGACACCUUUAUUGUUAAGUGAAUCGAUUCAUGUCAAUUCAAAAAAUCAACUCAGUAACAUUUUGCAAUCAGUAAUGUUUUUAUGUCAAGAAAUCAAACGAUAUUUUAGUCCAUUAUUACCGAAAGAUUUAUGUUCAGAAUGGUUAUUUAAUACUUUAUCAAGAUCCAUUGAUUAUUAUUUAAUGAAACCAUCUUCAUUGAGUCUUUUAGUUCCAAUAUCAUAUCUUCUUUUUGGACCAGCUGGAAGUCUUUUCCUUGAUUCAAAAUUCACCAGACAGUCUAUUUUACAUUUAAACAUACAUUCUUCAACAAAAUUGACAGAUACAUCUUUAUCUGUUGUAUCUCAACGUGUUUGUAAUGAAAGUGGGUUUUCGAUCAAUUCAACUUCUUCUUCUUCUUCUGUAUCUUGUUCAACACUAACAACAUCUUUCAGUUAUUCUUCAUCUUAUUCUAGCACGGUCACAUCUUCGUCUAUACCAACCACAUCUAUAACCAAUAAUUCUUUUUCGACACUAUCAUUAAAUACUUUUUCAACAUCUGCUCAAUAUAAUUCGAACAGUUAUAUUUCAUCAAACUAUUCCACUACUUCUGUGUCUACAUCUUCAUCUGAUUCAUUAGUAUAUGGAUCUUCUUUAACUUCUAUGCCUAUCCUAUCUUCUUCCAUGCUCUCUUUAUCUAACUCACGUAUUUAUACAGUAAUGACUACGACUACUACUACGUCUCUAGUGAAUUCAUUGCUUACUCCAUCUACCAUCUCAACAUCAACAUUUCCAACCUCUUUAUUAACAAAUCAACUUUCUAAUAUGUCACUUCAGGAGGCCGAACAAGAAGAAAAAGAAGAAGAGAAACAGAUUAUUUCAACUGAAUCAAUAUCUAAUCAUGAUAAUAAUAGAAAUUAUGAAUUUAGUACACAAAUCGAACAGUUAUGUUCCAAGUUGAAUGAUGAAACAGAAACUAGUUUAUCAAGUUAUAAAAAACCUAUCUAUUCACCAUUCUAUGAAAAAUAUAAUAGAAAGUGUGAUAAAAAUCAUCGAAGUUGGGCAAAGUAUGGUUUAUUAAAUCCUCAUCUUGUACCAUGUAUUAGUUUACCAGGAUGUUUGGAUCAGAUCAAUGAUUUAGAAGCUAUAUUUGUUAAUUUAAAAAAUGAUUUAUCUAUAUGUGAUAUAGAUAUCAACGGUUAUGAUUCAGUAAUGCAAUAUAUGAUUAGAAAUGCAAUGAAUUUAAUUGAUAAUACAUUAAUUCAUAAUCCAUGUUAUAUACUACUAACAAAUACUACUGAUUAUAAAACAUGUGGAAUAAAUUUUUAUAUACAAAAACAAAUUAUCCAAUUAAUUAUUAAAUUAAAAAAUUAUAAUAAAAUUUAUUAUACAAAAUAUUUAAAAAAUAAAAAUGACAAUUUUUGGAAUCAUUUUAAACAAUAUGAAAUUAUUAUUAUUGAUUUAUCAAAUUAUAAUGAUAAUCAGUUCAUCCAUGAGGAUGAUGAAGAUGACGACGAUGAUGAGGAUAAGGCUGAUGAUAUGAAUAUGUUACUUUUAUUAAUACAAAAAUUACAGGAACUACGUUUUAAUUUACCAUGGAAUAGAAUGAGUUAUGAUAAGGUGAAAGGAAUUUUUGUUAUUACUUCAACGGAUGAUAUCAUAUAUAAUCAAUUAAUACAAUAUAUAUCUUGGGAUUGUGUUAUUCGUUUCAAUGAAACAAUAAAUAGUUUGCAACCUACAAAUUCAGAUUUGAAAAAUAUUACAAAUAAUAUAGAUUUUGAUCAAAAAUCGAUAUUGAAAAAUUUCUUAUUUAAUCAUUAUUUAUUAAAUAGUAACCAUGGUAACAAUAAUAAUAAUAAUAAUGAUCAUUAUUCAAUUUUAUAUGAUCUAUUCAUUGAAGCUUAUUUAUUAGUUUGCCAAUUUAUUGAUAUCAAUCAAGAUAUCACUUUGAUUAAUAAAUCAAUAAUAAUCAAUAAUCAAUAUUCAUUAAAUUAUUUAUUACAAACCAUAAAUGUUUGGUAUUAUCUUCAAUAUGAUCAUAAUAAACAAAAUAAUAAUCAUCUAUUACGUAAUCAAUUAAAUGAAACUAAUUUAUUAUAUAAUUCAAUGAAUAAUAGUUAUAAUUCAUUAGAAAAUCAAAUAAAGGAAAUGAAUUCUAUAAUAGAAUUAAUGAGUAAAGAUUUAUAUGAUUAUGAAGAGAUCUAUUUACCAGAAGCUAAAUUAAGCUGUACAAAUAUAAAUGAACAUUUAAAAUAUUUAGAAAAUGAAAUCUUAUAUAAGGAAAAUGAAUUAAUGAAUAUGAAGAAACCAAUGGAUCGUGUGAAAAAAUUAGCUGAAAAAGAAUUUAAUAAAUUAAAGAAUGCUUAUCGUUUAGCUGUUGAAGGUUUACAUAAUUUAUCCAUUGAAGAUUUAGAUGAAAUACGAUCAUAUCGUGAACCACCAGAUGAUGUGAAAAAUUGUGUCUAUUUAAUUUGUAUGCUUAUGGAUGAAGAGGAAAAUUGGGAAACUGCAAAACAUAUGAUGGUUCCAGUGAAAUUUAUUAGCAAGAUUUUAAAACUCUCUACCCAGUCACUAAAUAAACAUAAACAUAGAGAACUAAGAAAACGUUUAGAUCAUUCAGAGAUAUUAACAUAUGAGAACUUGUUACAGGUGAGUGUUGCAGCUGCCCGAUUAUGUCAAUGGUUAAGAGCAUUAUGUGAAUGCUGUGAUGCUGGUGAACGUUUACAGAAUCAUAUCAAUGAUUAUUCUUCAGUUGAAGCACAAGUUAUCCAAAGUGAAUCAAUAUUAGGCAAUUUACAUUUAUCAUUGCAACUAACAAAAAUAAACAUAGAAAUGGCUAAUAAUCAUUUAAUUGAAUGUGAACAUCAAAUUAAACGUCUUUCAAAGAAUAUCAAUAUAUUAGAUUAUAGAAUGAAUGAAGCUAAAGCAUUGGCAUCAACUAUACAGAGUAAUUUAUCUGAAUUAUACAAUGAUACUAGCAAUCAUCAUGAUACAAUUAAAAAUUUGUCAUUUUGGUUCAAUAUACUCGGAGCAUUGGGGACAGUGUAUUGCCAGGCAUUCCCAAUUAAGCAUAGAUCUUUAUUGUGGAAUAAGUUCAAAACUCUUGUUUGGAAUAAAAUGAAGGAAUUCUAUCAUCAAACUAUGAAUGAUACCAAAGAAGACUUAAUAAUCUAUGAAAAUUUGUUUCAAAAUUUACAAUUAUUUAAAAUUAUUCAAACAACCCCAUAUGAAUUAAUGAAAUGCUUUACAUUGAAUAAACAAUUUCCACAAGAAUUAAUACUUUUAUAUAAUAAUCAACAUAUUACUUAUAUACUUGAAGCCAUACUAUCUAUAUGUACAAUUCUACGGUCGGUUAGAUAUGCUUAUAUUAUACAAUGUGAUAACAAUAAUAAGAAGAAUAAGAAUGUGGAUGAAUCAAUGUUAUAUAUGUUUAUUUAUGAUCCAGAUCAAAUUGGUAUCAAUAUAAUAAAGUUAUUAUUACUAGCAAAUUAUGAUAAUCAUGAAAGUGAUGAUACUUCUUCAAGCAAAAAAGAUCAAUUAAUUUGUGAUCUUCAUAUAGAUGGGAAAGAAUUUACAUCCAAUUUUAACUACGCCAUUGAUACAAAUAAAAUAAUCUUUAUUAAUUUGGAUCAAUUUCAUAAUUUUAAUGCCAAAAAAAAUAUUCAUUAUUUAAUGAGAUUUUAUUUUAAUCAAAUUUUUGAUAAAAAUAUAUUGAAUACAAAAAAUAGUCAAAUUAUAUUAUGGACAACAUUUAGUCAAUAUACUAAAAUUGGAUUUAAAUGUAGACAGACAUUUGGCCAAAUUGAUCUCUUAUCAAUCGAUUUAGGCUUAUCUCAUUUAGAAUGUGGCAGUGUAUUAACAGGUUGUUUGUUAAAUCUAUUACAUAAUUGUGAAGUUCUUAAAUCAUUUCAAAAAUUAAGGAUUAAUGAAAUCGAAGCGUUUGAAAAGAUUUGUGAAGAUAAAAUUCAACUAUUGAAUAUAUCAAAUAAAUUAAUAAAUUAUAAAUUAUUCCAUUCUGAUAUAAAGAAAUCACUAUCCAAUACUAAUUCAAUUCAAUUCAAUGGAGAUUGUUUAAAUUUAACAAAACAACAUAUUGAAUUAAUUCAAAUCUUUUCAAGGUUAUCAAGUAAUUCUAUGCAUUUCAAAGAAAUACAAUUACAAUGUAAACAUCUAUAUAAUCAACUGAAUAUGUUUAUAUAUCAAAAUAAUACAAUUGGAUGUAUUAUAAAUUUUACAUGUAAAAUAUCUUUAUUAUUCAGUAGUUUGGAUGAUAUACCAAAUGAAGAUUAUAUUACAUUUCGUUGGCCAUGUAAACGAUUAUGUGAAUAUAUUAUGAGUUCAAAGCAAGCAAAUUUAUAUUCUUCCCAUUUGGAAGAUAUGAAUGAAGUCGAUUCACCUUCUGAUGUACUUCUCAGUCAUGAACAUGAGAUACAGGAAACUAGUCGACGCAUUGUACAUACAUUAUUGGAAUUCUUCUUCAGCUCUUUAAACACUUGGAAUAAUUCAUUAGGAUUAAUCAUUCAAAUAAAACUUUCCAUAUAUUUUAAUAUACUUCAAUAUAGUAAAUUAACUAUUGAUGAAUUACAAAAUCUAGAUCAGAUAAAUGAAAUUGAAUUGUUCAAACAGAUCAUUUCCAGCAAUAUUUUUAGUUGUGAAUAUGACUAUCAACAUUGUUUCAAUCACAAUAAAUCAGAGGUUCGUAGACGUAUUCAGUUGUUGGAGAAAAAAUUGCCAACUUUAAAUGGUUUAGAGAAAGCAAUAAUGAAUGAGCCAUUAAUAUGGACUGAAAUAAUUGAGACAAAGCCGAAUUUUUUUCAUUCAUUGCCUGGAUUCUCUACAAAACUAUCCAUACCUGAAUCACAUGUAUUUUUAGUUUGGAUUUCAAUAAGACCUGAACUAUUCCAUAUCAUUUCAAAAGUUUUCGUUAAUCAUAUAUUGGCUCAACACAUUACAUCAACAAAUAAUAAUAAUAAAGAAUAUUCUAGUAGAUCAUUUGAAGCUGAAAAACGUUUACGUAUCGACGAAUUGUUUCAACCACAAAUUAUGAAAAGAGUACAAGGGUCUUAUUUAAAUGAAAAUGAUUUCUUGUCUUCAGUUAUCUAUUUAAUCCUUCCAAACGAACUGAAUGAAUUUAAACAUAAGGAUUUCCUUGUUAAUGAUAUGUCUGGAAAAGUAGUUGUUUCAAAUGGAUUAAUAAAUGCAUUGAAUAAGAUGGCAAUGUAUUCAAAUAGAACUUUAUUUUCUAUAGACUGUGCAAAUACUACUGAUAUCUCUUACUGGUUAUCAGUAUGUGGAUCCAAUACAAAUAUACUUCCAUAUCAAAGAAUUUUAAUUAUUCUUCAAAAUGUACACAUCAUUGACAAAAGAAUGGAUACAGUAUUGGACGAAUUAUUACAAUAUGGUCUUUAUAAUUUAAGAUACAAACAAAUUCAUCAUUUACAGAAUCAAGAAAAGCCUCUAUUAAUCAAUAAACUUGGAAUAUGUUUUGAUAUUAUCAUUGAUUUCACUUGCUGUACAUCCGGAAAACAAAUAGUAUCAGUAUAUAAUAGAUUACCAGGUUGGUUAAGAUUGAAAUGUCUACCGUUCUUAUUUCAAUAUGAAAUUGAUAAGUCAUUAUUUACUACGAGUUCUUGGAAAGUGACCUCGUUGGUAAAUAAAAAAGAAAAGCCGAUUUGUUAUUCACAAGAAACUAUCAAUGAAUCUAUAAACGAAGAAAAUUCACAAUUGUGGUUAGAAGAGUCUGAUGGAUUAAAUGAGAAAAUUGAAUCUGAUAAACUUUACGAAUGUAUGUACAACAAAGAAGAUAUGGACAAAAAAAAACAAUCGAUCGAUACAAUUUGGGCUAGGAUUGAGAAAGAAUUAAAGAUACUUGAAACAAUCUUUAAACAAUUGGAAUUACGUUAUUUAUCAUCAUCAUCAUCAUCAUCAUUGUCCAUCAAAAAGACUUCACCUAUAUUUUUGUUGACAACUCAGUAUUACGCAUAUUUACGAUCUAUAAAGUAUUAUCAUUGUCAAUAUACAAAAAAAUACACUUCAAACAAUUACAAAUUAUUUAUAUGGUUAAAACAUCAAUUAUUAAUUUCAAAUCAGUUUUGUAAACUAAUGAAUUCAUGGAAUAUAGAGAAAUUAAUUGGCUUAACAUUACCUGCUUCAAUAAUUGUAAAUCCUAAAUCAUUGUUUGAUUGGCUUAUUUAUUCUACAUCAAAUAGUUCAAUGGAACAAUAUCAAAUAAUAUCUACUAUUCAAAAGUCAGGCGACAACACAAUAUUUAAAAAUGGAUUAAUUAUCACUUCUAUUCGUUUAAUAAUUCAUAGAAAUACUAAAAAGCAUAUUCAUAAUCAUAUGGAAAAUAAUUCAAAUAGUCUAUUAAAAAUAACUAAAUUAAUUAAUCUACAAUUAACAACUGUAUCUAUUGAAACAUUUAAUAAAAUGAAUUAUAUCAAUGCUAUAUGGAUUGAAUCAUGGCCUCCUAAUGAAAAUGAAAUUUAUUUAAAAAUACCUUUACUACUUACAAAUUAUGAUAAAUUAUCAAAGAUUUACAUUAUAACUGAUUAUAAUUUAUAAACUUUUAAUGAAUUCAAUUAGAUAACAUUAAUAAAUCAUUAAAAUAUCCCUUU